Molecule: messenger RNA, 1441 nt
Organism: Cydia splendana
Lineage: Eukaryota; Metazoa; Arthropoda; Insecta; Lepidoptera; Tortricidae
Product: cytochrome P450 CYP12A2-like
Exons: 8
Coding region: 187-1440 (417 amino acids)
Molecular function (GO): heme binding; monooxygenase activity; iron ion binding
Source: RefSeq, a predicted model, not a curated record
UAACGCCAACGCGAACGCUCGUCACGAUAUCGAAUGAAAUAUACACUAGGGGUUCAAUAGUUUUUAAUAAUUAAUAAAUUUAAACGUUCAAUAGGUAAAUUCACAGAUCCGGUUAAAAUCUACGACACCCUGUACAAAACAUAUGGUCCCAUAGUAACAGUUAAAGGAAACUUUGGUUCACCGGACAUGAUCGUAUUGUUUGAUGUAAAAGCAAUAGAACAUGUGCUUCGAUCAGAGAACUCAAUGCCCAUACGCCCAGGAUUCGAGUCACUGGCAUACUACCGUCACCGGCACAAUAAAACAUAUGAUCCCAAGAGACUAACCGGACUUAUUACUGACCACGGUGAAAAUUGGAAAGAAUUUAGAUUGAAAGUGAACUCUGUAAUGCUACAACCGAAGACCAUCAAACUAUAUACUGAUGUUUUGGAAAAAGUGUCCACUGAUAUGGUUGAGAGGAUCAAAUCGCUUCGCGAUGAAAACAACAUGAUAACGAAGAACCUCGACAUCGAGAUGAACCUAUGGGCCCUGGAGUCCAUCGGAGUAGUGGCACUGGGUACCCGGCUAAACUGCUUUGACCCCAAUCUACCAGCAGACUCGCCUGCUAGGAAACUGAUACAGAAUAUCCACGAUGUCUUCCAAAUACCAGGGAAGCUAGAUUUCGGGACUAGCCCUUGGAGAUGGUUCUCAACGCCGGCUUUUAGAAGAGCAAUGCGACUUUAUGAAGAACAGGAAAGUUUGACGAAGCACUUCAUUGAUGAAGCCCUUAAAAGUAUGAAGGAAUCAGAAAAGAAUGGUGCGGAACCCUCGAACUCAGAGAUGCCAAUACUGGAAAAAAUAUUGGAGAUCGAUGUUCAAAUAGCACAUGUGAUGGCUUCAGAUAUGCUCAUGGCUGGAGUAGACACGGCAGCCCACACAGCGCUCGCUACGUUAUACCUUUUGGCAACAAACCCUGAGAAACAAAAGAAGCUAAGAGAAGAAGUUUUAAGCAAGGAAACUCGGAGGCCAUACCUAAAGGCUUGUAUAAAAGAGUCUAUGAGGGUACUCCCUGUAGUCACUGGUAACGCAAGAACGUCCACUAAGGAACACAAUCUGCUUGGAUAUAAAAUACCGAAAGGAAUUAUGAUAGGACUCUCCCACCAGUACCUGUCAAUAAAGGAAGACCACUAUCCAAGACCUGACGAGUUUAUCCCCGAAAGAUGGCUGGUCGACAAACACGAUCCCCUUUACCAUGGCAACACACAUCCCUUCGUUACCAGCCCGUUUGGAUUUGGAGUCAGGAUGUGUAUUGGUCGACGUAUAUCCGAGUUAGAGCUAGAAACGUUAAUAUCAAAAAUUACGGAAAACUUUCAAAUAGGCUGGAAAGGAGGAGCUAUUCAAAUUUCCGGCACCUCGCUUAACUACGUUACUGGGCCUUUUAAUUUUGUUUUUAAUGACCUUUAGU